Messenger RNA from Lineus longissimus, 8537 nucleotides. RefSeq names its product PDZ domain-containing protein GIPC1-like. Bases 158 to 1237 code for a protein of 359 amino acids. The transcript is spliced from 5 exons. Gene Ontology annotation, molecular function: protein binding. NCBI's taxonomy places the organism in Eukaryota, Metazoa, Nemertea, Pilidiophora, Heteronemertea, Lineidae. The record is from RefSeq and is a predicted model, not a curated record.
UUUCUACAACCCCGAAUUUCCUUACGCUGCUAACAAAUGGAUGCUUCCUGCUCAAUUUCACAGUGACGUUUCCGUGUACAGGUGAAAUUAAUUAAAUACAGCCAAUCCGAGGCGACAAAAUCAUCUGGAAUACCUCAUUUCAUAUUAAUACGUAAUCAUGCCGCUUCUAGGCAAGAAAGACAAGAGUAAAAAGAAAAAGGAUCCUUCGUUAGCUGAGGAUCAUCAAGGCCAAGCCAACAGUGUCGGCGAUCCCCCAGGAGAAAUGUCUGCGAAUCAAGCCAAGUCGGCACCCAAUGGUGCGGCCGCCACUGACCCAUCCCAGGCUCCAGAGGGUCAGAAGUCGGUCUACAGGACCCCCAAAUAUCAGUUCCACUGUCAGCUGGCCCAGGGCAGUCCAACCGGAGUAAUCAGCGGGUUCACGAAUGUCAAACAACUUUACGAGCAAAUCGCGCAGACCUUCGAUUUCGAUGCAUCGCAGAUUAUGUUCUGCACCCUGAAUACACACAAAGUAGACAUGAACAAACUCCUUGGAGGCCAGAUAGCAUUGGACGAUCUUAUAUUUGCUCACAUAAAGGAACAACCCAAAGAAAUUGAAAUUAACAAGGCGGAAGAUGCGCUUGGCCUAACGAUUACCGACAAUGGCGCUGGUUACGCAUUCAUAAAAAAAAUUCGGGAAGGUAGCAUUAUGCAUAAAAUACCGGAGGUGAAAGUCGGUGAUCACAUUGAAAAAAUUAACGGAAAGAGUGUGGUGCCUUGUCGGCAUUAUGAAGUUGCCAGGAUGUUAAAGGAAAUACCACGAGGAAGUAUCUUUACUAUUCGAUUAGUUGAGCCGAAGAAAUCUGAAAUGGUGAACAUAGGUCUGCCGAACCGAGGGGGCAAGAAAAAGGGUGGAGGAGUAAAAACUGGCAAAGCCACGAUUAGAUUGAAGGCCUCGGGUGUGGAAGAGGGCGUGGUAAAUGAGGCUGAGGAAGUAGCUGUGAAUAAGAUUGAUCUUCUACUCGAGACGUUCCUGGGGGUUGCCGAUAAUGAUUUAGCUCGUUGUAUUUAUGAAAUGGGAGACAAGGUCGACGACAUUGACAACAACCCCUCUGAAUUUGUCACGGCCAUUGAUGACGCGUUUGAGGACUUUGGAUUUACGGAGGAAUUUAUAUUUGACGCUUGGGCAGCGAUAAAAGAGGCACGAAAAGAAGCGAGGAACCCUAGUAAGAAUGUCGUGGAUAUCAACGAACAAUUUUGAGGAUAAUGAACAAUUCUUUUAGACUGGUAUCCACGGUGUGCAGCCUUUCUACCCAACCGGUCAGAAAUGGGAUCAUCUGCUUUAGUGCAGUUCGCACUGACUGGUUGGGAUGAUUCACUUGUUAUAGGGGUGUUAGGUAAUCAUUGGGGCAGUUGUGGGUUCCGGUUUGGGGUUGAUUGCGGAGCAUCCAACACUCAAACCAGGUAUAUGUUCAUACUAUCUAAUCUGAAUCGGGCCUGAUGUGCAAAAAAUGUUCAGAGCUAUAUGUAUCGUCAAAAUGAGUCGGACACAUCCUCAAGAUUGCAAUGAGCAGGAAUUACUGCGGGGGUUUUACAAUUACAAAGUUAUCAGAUGUUUAAGGUAAGGUGGUACAUUUAUAGGCCUGGUACAAUUAUAGCCUUGUGUGCAUUAUUGUAUACUGCCAGCUGUUCUCUCUGCUGCGGGCUAUAAUUGUACCACUUUACCUUACAUUCUGACGACCUUUCUUGGAUUCAACAGUAAAUGAACACAAAAAUUCUACUGAGUAUUUUUGCACAUCUUGUGAUGUGUCUCUGUAAUGAAAAAUACAUUCUGUGACUGUACAUACUGGUGGCCGUCAGGAGAUGCACUUCAUCUUAGCCCUUCGAAGCCCGAUCACGACUUUUGUCGACAAAGAAAAACCUCUCCGUUUGCCCGAUCACGACUAUAGUCGCGAAAACCUACUCAGCAACCCUUCACAUAAAACUCUACAGCUUUGUGCAACUGAGGUAUUCAGAAUGACAACUUUGGUUACGUAGUGCGUUAGCUGAGCAUGAAUUUCAUCAUAUAAAGUUUUCCAGGGUGAAAAUUUGAGUUAUGUGAAUAUUUCUAUAAAAAUAUCAAGGUGAUGUAACCAAGUUUCAUAUAAGGUUUUCCAGGGUAAAAAUUUGAGUAAUGUGAGUAUUUUGGCAUCAUAGGUGAUGUAAACAACAUUACGGAAACUCGGGCUUCAUAGAGAGGUAUCUCUUUGGAAACUCGGGCCCCAGAGGGUUAAUAAAAAGGAGGCAACAUUCCUUCUAAACCUACCUUGUCACAACAGGCCCGGAACGGGUGAACAUUAUAAAAAUAUUAUAAUCAUGUAGCAAUCAUGAACAUUGUAAGAGCACAAAAUUUCGGUUACCGGUACAAAAACCUGUACAAGCACGAGACAAUUUUUUAAUUCACACAGGAAUUUGUAAAAUUGUUUACGUUGACCUAUUUCCGCCUGACCACGUUUCUGUCCGAAGCAACUGCUUUCACUUUUUAAAGGGAUAUGUCGUUCGAAUUUAAUCAUUGGUCAGGAAAACAGAAUGUGGUUUAAAUACGCAAUUCCGUAGUGCAGUUGUCAUGCAUGCUAAUUUGAUGAAACCUGGUAUGUAUAGUAUUUGUACAUCUGUCUACACAACAGCAAUGAUGAAAUUUAUGUUGAGUGCGUAUUUGACGCAAUUGAAUAUUUUCAAAUUCAAUUACAAAUUACAAAUUUUUAGCAAACGGUAUAGGCCUUUAAAUGUUACCAUCGAUCACAGUCAUUGUACAUAAUUUCAUUGGUAGUUCGGGUGGAAAAUAACCUGUGUCGAGACAAACCACGAUGAAUUAGUCUCGCCUCUGUUCAUUUUCAUCUUGUGGUGUCGCUCUGUUAAGAGAGAAUAUGGCUGUACCUGGGACAGGCUUAAUUAGGUUUUGGGAACACCUAUGUCUAACCUGGUUUUGGACCCAUUAUCAUCUCUUUGUUUGUGUUUAGACUGUAUGUCUCGGGUUUUUACUGCAGUUGUGGCAGGCCUGAGGAGAGAAAUUCAUUGUGGAACGAUAUUGUGAAAACCUCCUUCAAUAUCCCUGCCUAAUAAAGCUCAACUAAAAGUGACUGAAGUAUAUAAUUUCAAAAUGACACAUAAUCACAAAUAUGUGACCCACCACGGCAAAAUCAGUCGCAUGUCGCAUAGGAGAUGAGCCUAAAAUGAUACCUGGACAUAAUAAAAGAAAUUGAUAUACUCAGAUUUCACAAAAGGCAGACAAUAGUGAAAUGAACAACCAGUCCGUCUCAACCUGUCAAGCUCGAAGUGACAUGCGACUCAUUUUGCCAUGGCGGGUCACAUAUGUAGUUUUAUGGCUCUCUGAUAAAUGAUAACAGAGGUAUAAGCCAAAAACCAAAAGAAUACUGUGAAAGUGCGUCACAGUCAAAUUGUGACAACACUUGUACUUUUAUGAGUUGAGUCACAGAGGAUCCGGUCCCUGACGUCACUUACACUCGGUGACAUCACACAAGUUCUUUUCCGUAUGGGGCUUGUAACUCUAUUGAUAUUCGUCACAUACAAAUAAAACUUACAUAUACAUUGGAACCUCCCUUAGCGGACACCUCUCUGUUAAGGACACUUGUAUUGGUCCCAAAUUGGUUUUUACCAUUCAAUUUGACCUCUCUAAUCAGGACACCUCUCUAUUAAGGAGAGUAUUUGAUAGUCCCUUCGGUGCCCUUAAUAGAGAGAUUCUACUGUAUAUGUCAUCAGAACUUUACGGUCUGUAAAUUUAUUUGUUGGAGGCGAUUGUAAAUUCUGUUUUAGUUGAGCUUUAAGGUGGACAUAUGAAAAAUUUGAAGAAGACGGCAAUUUUAUUGUGUCCAGCUAUCGUGUUUGUUAUGUCGAUUUCAAGAAGUUGAUAUAAAUUUGAUCAACAGGGAAAUGUUGUGCAAUGACUUUAAAGAAAAUAAUGGGUUUCCGCAUCACAAAUAACUAUUUACGAAGACAAAUUCUUUGUAUUUGUGCAUUCAAUAUGUUCGAUUUCAAAGAAUUUGUAUUUUGUAUUUGUAACUUUGGUGAGUGAUGCGGAAAAUGACCAAUGUGACUAAUAGACGAUUUUCAGCGAUCACUGCAGAGGGUUUCCAUUCGAUUUGUGGCUGAUAACGUGGGAAAUAGUCUGUACAGGGUUGUCUAUGUUUUUUGUGGUAUCGCUGGCUGCCUGUAGUUAGCAUAUAAGCAAUUUAGUUGGUUGAAGGGCACCUGUACAAAUGGUCUUUAUUUACAUGUAUUAAUAUGUGAAACAGACGCACCAAAUGGCUAAAUAGCGUCAAGAUCCGAGAUAGGAGCUGUCCAGGCAGUGUGAAUGCGUGAAGUCGGAGUUUUGGGACGCCUUACUUGUCUUUGGAAAUCAGGAUAUGGUCUCAGCUGCCGGUAAUUUCAAGGCUGUGGUGCAGGUAUAUUUAGGAAAAUUCUGUCACGCCCCAAUCCAGAUUCCUUCAGUGCAUACAUAUACUUCCAAUGGACAGCCCUAUUUGGUGAUACUUCGUUCUUCUGUGUGUAAAUAAUGAUUCCUAGAUGGUAGAAAAAUCUCAGAGCCGCUCAAUAUUUAUUCAUUAGUAAGUGGUACCAGACCAAUUGGCCUUGCAAGAAAUGUGCAGAAGUUACAUUUAUUUCAAGUGUGACUGCAUCCUCCUUGCGCAUGACCAAAACUCGAACUAAAUCUUUGGUUGUUCAGUCCCUGCUUGUAUUGGCUGCCAUCGACUCUGAAUGGCCUGGACUAUGAGGCCUUUAGGAGACCUUUAGGGUCUCCAGUCAUGUGAAAGUUUGUGACAUGGUGAAAAAAAUAUAGUUAAUAUUUUGGUUGCAGAAGUUUUACUUUAAGUGAUAUAAGUUUUUUGUAAUUUUAUCCCCAAAGUGAGUGUGAAUCUGUCAGCCACCGCCAUUUUCAGUCAAAUUUACACUGCGUGAUCACAAUGUAUAAUGUAUAGUAACUUUCGAACAUUGUCUCUAAUGCCGGCAGAGAGAAUGUACUUUAGAGAAUGGUGUGACUGUGGAUUGUUUAUAAGCCAUGUUCUUCUGAAUAUCAGGUCAUGAGGUCAGAUCUUGUCCACGUGUGCCCAAAGGUAAAUCUUAGCAUAUCAGAUAAAAAAAAUCUCAAUUAUUCUAAAAAAAGAACUCAUAAAACCAAGUGCCUACCGCAUAAUGUCUUACAGUUUGUACUGUCUUAGAAGUGUCAACUGAAAUCAGAUCUGCUGAUAUGGUCUGCCAAAACUUUCUUAUUGGGUCUGUUUAAGAUUUUACAGAAUAAUAAAAUUUUCAAGUUAUAUAGAUAGAUUCUCGUACCGAAUGCCAGGUUAAACAAGGCUGUUGUAAGCAUGGAUAUAGAUUUCAAGUUGCAUUUUGCUGACUGCAUCAUGCAUGGCAAUAAAUCUGAUUUCUGGAUUCAAGCAAUUUACUGUUCCUUUAAGACCACUUUUCUACGAGACCUUUAGCAACGUUAUUCGGUUGGCUAUGGUUUUCUACAGCGUCAUACGCAGCGAUGACCUGACACUUGGUUUGGACCAUGUGUCGUAGUUGUGUCAUGACGACAUCAGACGGAAAUUUUGGUGCCGUAGUGUACGUCACCGCCAAUCAACCGAAGUAUCGGUCUACUAUGGUGAAGUGAUUGAUGUUGCUUUGGGUCAUAUGGUCAUAUGUCUGGAGGCUCUUCAGGUCAUAUGUCUGCAGGCUCAUUAGGUCAUAUGUCUGGAGGCUCAUUAGGUCAUAUGUCUGCAGGCUCAUUAGGUCAUAUGUCUGCAGGCUCAUCAGGUCAUAUGUCUGGAGGCUCAUUAGGUCAUAUGUCUGCAGGCUCAUCAGGUCAUAUGUCUGGAGGCUCAUUAGGUCAUAUGUCUGGAGGCUCAUUAGGUCAUAUGUCUGGAGAAUCUUAUCUCAGAAUGUCGAUCUGUUAGAGGAUAAUUUUUUGUUAAAGUGUCAUAGAUUAUGUUAUCUGUUUACACAAGGAGUUUCAUUUACAUCUUUUUCUCAAUCCAUCCACCUCUUCAAUCUGUCCAGGAUCACACAUUCCACUUGUUAACUAUUUAUAGAUUGUGUAAAUAUUGAUAUAUCUAGCUCCUGAGCAUGAAAAGAUGAAUUUUUUGCUUGAUCAAGUUCACUUCGUAUGUAUAAUUUUCUGUCUGAAGAGUUAGGGACAAAACAUACCCUUCUAGCUAACUGUCUCUAGGUUGCUUAGGCUGUGUCUUAGCCAUGCAGACCUCUCGAUUCUGUCGAUGAUAUUUAUUUACAGAUUUUGCAAAUUGCAAAAAUUAAGAGAUGCGCAAAUUUUGCGCUUCAGAGUACUGGAAUCACAUCAGUGAAUCAAAGCUUCAUGUGUACAUGUAACAUUUCGUUAUGUUUUAUUGUUACCACGUCCAUUUUGGUAUUUAUAUUUCUGUAACAUUCCACCCAUGAAACGUCCUGUUUUAGAAGGAAAAAAACAUCCGCCCAGCAUCGCCUACGUUAAGAUGGGUUAGUUAUAAUAUUCAUAAUUAUCACACAUGUGUACUUAGUAUUUAUGUUUUUGUUUCCUGUUAGUCUGUAAAAUAAGUAUUUAAAAAAUGUAUCGUGUUCUGUCGGCGAGAUUUGUGUGGAGGGAGAAUCUAAACCUCUUCCGUUUGAACCAAAUGGCAUGAUACGGAUCUAGAUACCACUUAGGCUGUUGCCAGGUUACUAAAGAUUGAUGUUUUUUCAGUUGUUCUUACUAAUUGAUAUUGUACCCUCGGUAUAGGGGAGCAUGUCAGAAUGACUUUGAAGCCAAAAUACCAGCACUGUUGGUCUGGGGGAGAGGCAUGAUGUGUUUGUCUUAUUAAUUUUGUUGGCAUCGGCUGAUAAAAUCUUAUCAAAAGUUCAAGAAGCUCACUACUAUUGAGAUUGUUAAAAAAAAUACAUUUGGCAUUCAUUAGAAUGUUAUCCCUGUAAACAUGAUGCCAAUAUGCUGCUACCUUUAUUCUCCAUCUUAUGUUUUGUUUCUUUCAUUGAACUCAACUACUUUACUUCUGGAACUACAUUAUGUUUAAUUCAUUUUAAACUUAUGAAAACUUAUUUUGAAUUUGAUACGCCGAGUGUGCUCAAAAUUUGUUGAUGCCAGAAGACAGUCUUGUCUGAUGGUCUUUCUAGAGUUUGGAGGGGUCGUGGGAGAGAUGAACAGUAUUCUUUUUUUAGCCUCAAGAUAAAUUUAACAUGCUCUCAAAGCCUACCAGUACAUGUAGUUAUCAUAGGCCAUUCUACACCUCCCUUUAUACAUGCACAUUUGGGUGAAAGAUCUGUUUUCUUAUAACCAUUAGUUGCCUAUGUUAUAUUCAAAAAUUGGCACUGAUACAAUUUCCUUGUGAUAUUACGUAUGCUAUAUAAGGUUAUUGGUAUUGCAUGUCAAGAGUUUUGUUGCAAAAUGCAUAAACUAUAAUCCAUUUUCACAACAAUUGUCGACCUGUUUUCAACAGAAAAAGACACCCCAUCACAUUGAAGCAUUUGCUUCAGUGGUCUCUACAGGGUGGCCCAGAAUUAUGUUCCCUCACACAAUGGAUACACAAUAGAAUUCUAUUGUCCAAAGGAAAAUAAUUCUGGGCCACCCUGUAGUUUGUUAUUACUGCCGAGUCACAAUUUCAAGGUCAAUUGUGCUUUGUAACAUAAACCCUUGUGUUUUAUUACCAGCUGUUAUUGUUUUGCCAAUUUCACAACAUUCCAACUAUUUCAGUAUUACCACAUUUUUCCGCGCACUGCUUCAGGGAAUUUGUGAUUGUAGUUCGCUGCAGUCUAUCAGAUUUAGGUGAAACUUGAAUUAGAGAUUUGUUAGGAAUUUUGAUUGGAAGUGUUUGUUGCAAUGUACAAUGUAGCACUCAAUGGCGCAGCAGUCAAUGUCCAUCUCUUUGCCCCCGCCCCUACUCAGAUGAUUGACACUGCAUUUUUUUCUAGGGUCCAUACUUGACACUUAUUCACCCAGGAAUUAAAAUGAGAUCAUCUGGGGUUUGUCCUCAAGUUCUUCACUGAUUACAAGUAUCUUUCUUUUAAAAUUAAUGAAGAAGUCAAUUUUUUUCUGGGGAAAAAACUGUUUUAGAAAUUUGAAAUUAUUUGAUUUCAAAUAUUUGAAAUUAUUUGAUUAGCAUGAACAUUUUAGGUCUUUAGUGGCCAGCUAUCCCUUUUGUGAAAGAAGACGGAAAUUUAAUUGAUGCUGUCAGUUAACAAUCAGAAUAUGCUUUGAUAUAGAAGGAUUUGAUCGUCUGUAGUGAAAUUUAAUAAGAAUUUCUGAUAAGUUGUUGACAGUGCUUCAAACUUGGCUGAUGGUAUUUAUUUCAGCAUGAUUUAGUUUUAAAACUAGGUUUAACAGCAACAUGCCUGUUCUGUGGUAAAAUUGUAUAGUAUGUAGUUUAGCUCCAGAACACAAAAAAAAUCACAAUAAAUGGAAAAUCACUCUUCAAAUUCAAUUUCUAUUUGUGACUGCCUUGUGCAAUGAAUGCUGAGCCAAUCUUAUGCAUUAACAUUGUAUAGAAAUCAACUCUCAAUUUUGUGUUUGUGAAAUAAAUACUUGAAUGUAUAUUGUA